Molecule: messenger RNA, 4648 nt
Organism: Hydractinia symbiolongicarpus
Lineage: Eukaryota; Metazoa; Cnidaria; Hydrozoa; Anthoathecata; Hydractiniidae
Product: putative mediator of RNA polymerase II transcription subunit 26
Exons: 2
Coding region: 72-4562 (1496 amino acids)
Source: RefSeq, a predicted model, not a curated record
AGCAUUAAAACCUAGAAGGGAAACCAGAAAAUCAAAGCUAUCAAAUGUAUCUUUAAAUUAUAGUAAUAAUAAUGAAGAACGUCAAGUACUUUUGGGCUUUUUUAGUACUUCCGUUGAUCAAUUGCGCAUUACAAGAAGGAGUGACAGAAUUUUAUGACGCAGAUGGAAGUCCAGUGCAUAUGAUAGUAUCUGGAAGCGUUUUAGUGACAGAUGAACCACAUCGUUCGUCCAGAAGCCGUAUUCCUCAUACUCCUGAAAGGACGCGACCAAAAAACUCUGAAGACAUUCAGCGUGUCACUUUAAGUCAGGAAAAUGCAUCGAAACGCCAUUUACACAAACACCAUAAAAAACAUCUACCAUUAAAAAAGGACGACAUCGACGAGCCGACAAUCAUAAUCGUGAACAAAAGAGAUCGUGAUAGAGUUAAUCGUCAUCAUCACCAUCAUCACCAUGGACACGUAUCGGUUAUAAGUGCAGUGCGUGAUACUAUACCAAAGAAAGCCGUCAGACCCAUUAAAAAGACCUUGUAUCCUCCUCCAUCUAACUUGUGGCAAAUUAAUGAACAACUAGCUGAAACUGAGGAAAAGUUAAAGGCAUCCGGAAAGUUGUACGGUUUUGUGAAUCCCAAAGAUCAAAUAACGUUUGAUGCACCAGAUGAAUUGUCGUUUGCAGAAGACAAUCUCCAUCCUGAAAUUGAGACUCCGGAUGAUUCAAGCAAAUUUCGCACGAAAGAAACAGUGCCAAAGGCAAUUCCUGGCACCAACGAGAAUAGCAAAAUUCUAAAGGUACCUUCUUAUAUGUCCAUGCGAUCUUCAAGGUUAAUCUCACACGAGAAUCCUAAAAAUUUAAACAUAGAUCCCGCAUCACCUGAUAUUAAAAUUGUGGACUCUACAGCAACAGAAAGAGACAAACAAUUUGAACCUAGGAUUGAGAAUGAAAAACAUAUCGAAGCACCAAAGACCGAAAAUGAUGUUAUCGUUGCUGCAUCCAAUACCGAAAGUGAAAAACACGAACAAGCUCAGAAUGAUAGUCCUCACGAAACACCAAGACCGCAUUAUAGUGAAGAGAAGGAGCAAGAAGCGCCCCAUGCUGUAGAACAGUCGCCCGAGGAACAACAACAGUCACCACUACCACAGGAAAAGGAAAAAGAGUUUAAGCAAUUCAAGGAACAACAGAAUGUAGAACCCCCGAAAAAAGAAACACGUCUGCAGCAAAAUAAAGAGCAACCACAAGCAAACAUCGAGCAACUACAGGCACCUGCAGAGUCUCAACAACCCUCGAAAUCAUCUGCUGAGGUAGAAUCCUCAGAUGUAAAAAUGAAAGAAACAUUUGACAAAAAACCAUUAAAAAUCAUAGAUAGUCCUAAAAAUAAGGCAAAUGAUAAACUUCAAACUGAAUCUGCUGAGAAGCAGUCCCAGAAAAUUGCUUUGACUAACUACAUGCAGGCUCUUAAUAACAAAAUGAAGGAAAUAAAAAAGCUAAAAAAUGCCUCCGAAGUUCUUCUUAAUGUUCCAAAACCAGUACCACACUCACAAGAAAAUCUAGAAGACGAAAAAUCGUACGCAAAUAGCUUUCAAGAGAAAUUUUUAAAACUGUAUUCUCCUGCACAGCUUGAAGACGCUAAAGCACGUGAGCAACAAAAGCAUGCACAGGAUCAAGGUUUUAUUGAAAAGGAAAAGCCAGAACUUAAAAAGGAUCAAUCUAGCGUGAAAGAUGGUGGCGUUUUGUUUUUAGGUAACGAGCCAGCAUCAACUUUUCGACCACACGUAAAAGCACUAGUUGUGCAAACUAAAUUAAAUUCAGUAAAUUUUGAUGAUAAAGAGGCUAAAGCAAAAGAGGCAGAGACGAAAUCUCAACAAAGUAUUUCAAAGAAUCAAGGAACCAGUGAAGUCCAGCCACAUGUAAUGCAGCAGCAGCCUACAAGAAAAAUUCCUGAAAAUGAAGUUGAAAACCCUGCAGGCUUUGCUUCUUCUCAGCCUGACCAAGAAGGAAAGAUUGAACUACAACCUGCUUAUCUGGCAUCAUUUAAGCAACACCUUGCCAAAAAUAUUCAAAGUAAAUUGGGCAAGUUAGUUCAAGCUGACGAACAAAAAGCAAACCAAGGUAUGAAUAGACAAGAACAGGGUGAAGAAAAUGCUGCAGCGCAAGAAAGCAACAAAGAAGAGGUCACUGAAACAGAAAAGGAAAAUUUAGAGAAACAAGCUAUGUUAAUAAAAUCUCAAAUGAAAGAAAAACUAAAAGCACAAGCGCAAAAUUCAAGAAAAAAUAAAGAAAACCAGGAAGACGAAUAUGAGGAGCAAAAGUUAAGCAAAGGAAAAGCUCAACAAAAACAUCAUUUAAAUGUAGUGUAUCCUAGUCCAAACUUUAACGAAUUUCACUACGCUGCGCAAAAUUUAGCAAAAAACCAACCAGAUGAGGAUGAAAAUAAUAACUUAGUGAGAUUUAAUGACAAUAGAAACGCAUCUCCAUUAGAGGCUAUUCCUCCACAAGAAAGUCCACAUGUUCCAGAGCUUGUAAAACUCACGCAAAAAUUAAAAUUGAAUGCUGACGAUGAUGUUCCUGAUGUUGUUGAUAAUCAAAACGAAAAAUUAGUAUCCGCAAGAAAAAAUCCUGAAAAUGAUCAAAUUACAAUCACUGCUGAUCCAGCACCAGAAGGCGAGCAAAAGGCACACCAUUUUCAAAAGCCAGCUGCACUAACACACGAAGCAGUGCAAAAUGUACAGAGCACAUCUCAGUUGGAGCCAUCUGCAGAAGAACUUACGGUCACUCAAGGAAAACCGGAACCAUUAGUUGCUAAACCGUCGGAGACACUUGCAGAGGAAGCUUCAAUUCCUCAGGAGAAACCAAAACCGUUAUUUGCGAAACCAAUAAAACCAAAAACUUUUCUUCUUGCAGAUCCUAAUGUCAAGUUGCCUUUAAAACAAGCUGAUAUCAAUCGGAUCAAAGCUGCGCAGUACAUUUUAAAUAAGAACAGAAAUGCAAUAAAAAUGUUGAAUGAACCAGUACAGUUUCAAGUUCCCGUUGAUGUACCUUCACAAGAUGAAAAUGGAAAACAACAAAUUCAAGCUAGUUCUUUACAAUCUCCUCCUAAUCCAGAGUUAAUUGAAGCUGCGACAAACCAUCAGCAAAAUGUACUUAGUGAUGCAAAGGAUCAAAAGGAGAAACCAAAUGAAUCUUUAGAGGAUUUAUCCAAUAUUGAUGCCACCGCUGCGGUAAAAAUAAUGAGUAACCAGCAACCUGCUGAACUUACCAGUGAAGAACCAUCUAUUACCACAAAACCAUUAUAUGAUAAAGCCCAAGCUCCUCCACAUCCAGACCCAAAAGAGAAAACUGUAUUUGGUGAGAAGAUAGCCAAAGCUCCUGAAGUAAGUAACGCAAAUGCUGCUUCAUUUAAAACUCAGCUAGGAAAUAAUGACCAGUUUGAUGAUAUGCCAGCAGGUGUAAAUCAACAUGCACCAUUAUCGGCAGAUAUUUCUAGAGCACCUUUUGUCAAUGCACAAUCACCACAAAUAUCUACAGAACCUGAUGUAUGGCCAGCUGGCGUUAAUCCAGGUGCAUUACUGUCAUUCCAAAUGUCCAAUCAGGAUAGAAUAACUCCCGAGAAGGGAAAUCUACGAGGUAAAAUUCAUACAACAGCUGAUAAUUUGAAAGGUCUCAGAAUCAAUCCACAGCGUUACAACCCAAAAGUCUUGCGUAAUAUAUAUCCUCAGCAAAACUUAAACAAAAUCAAACAGGUUCCGAUUAAACAAAACAGUGUAAUGUCACUUAUAAAGCCGCGCAUUCCAACAGGUCCAAGUAUAGCUUACAAUCAAAUGUUGCCACCAGUAGUCAGAGGAGUUUAUUCUUCCAGUAAAUCAAAGUCACAAGCUAAAGCGUCGUCUUCUUCAUCUUCUAGUGCAAGUAGCAACACCAAUGCAGCUGUACAAAACGGCAAUAAAGCAAACACCAAAGCCCAAACUGGUGCUACAGCGAGACAUCAUGAAAAAAAACCUGGCCCAAACUACGGAUACGGUUCUGGUAGUGGGUAUGGAUACGGUAAAACUAGUUAUGGAUGGGGAGGUGGUGGCGGAUGGGCUGGUCAGCCACCCCCUAAAGGUAUGCCACUUCCGGGGUAUCCUUCCAACGUUCCAGCACAGAUACCUGGAUAUCCAGAUGCAGGUAGUAUUGGAAAGUAUCCAGGACAAGGAAGUGCUGCUUCCCAGCCGAGUCAACAGCAACCUAUGAAUCAAAACCAUCAGUCCUCAGUUGCUGUGGGACCUGCUUCUUCACCGCCAGGUUUUGCAAACAUUAAACAACCAGUUAAAACCAAGCAAAAUAAAUUGAACGAAAAAAUGAACAAACCUGCCAUAGCGGACAAACCAAAGAAAGUUGGUAAAACAACAAGCGUAAAAAUUAUGAAACAAAAAACAAAAACUAUGAAGAAAAUUCAAAAGCAAAAUAAAUUUGAGAAACUAAAAACAUCUAAACAAAUGCGACCAAAUCUGUUGCCAAUGGCAGAAAGCAAACCUCAACAUCGUAUGGGAGGUCCAAAAUCAGUACUACCAGACGAAUAUGAUAAAUAGUAACAAAUUUCUUGUGAUCACCAUUUUCUGGUGUACUGUUUCUCUUGAUAUUUUUUAGCUGUAAAUGAAUAAAUAUUUUUGUAAAA